CACGCCCAUUACACUCCGUACGCCUGCGUAGCGGUGCUGAGCCGUCAGUCCGGCUGUCUUGUCACCCGGAGAGCGGCAUGACCCGUGGGGAUAACGGCGCCAUGGAGCUGGGAGAAGGCAGGCUGUCUGUAGGGACCAGCUCAACAGUAUUUCACCUUUCCUGAAAGGAAAACCCCAGCAGAAUGAGUGACAACCAUGGGAGCCCAUACUCAUUAUUCGUGAAUCAAGAUUCAGUAGACUGGGAUAUUAGCUUGAAACCAAUUCAGUCUGACAAGUUUAUAUCUCUUCUCCUGAGCAUGGUUCCUUUAGUGUUUCACAAAGGCCAGGAAGACAGAGUGAAGAAAAUCAAUGGCUUGUCACCAGCAGGACAUGAUUUUAACCUCCGAGCUGACCAGCAUCUCGAGUACCAUCACUUCUCUGAGCCAAGCUAUCUUGGAAAUGGCCCACACUGCUCCAAUAUUUGCAGUACAAGCUAUGACUACGACACUUAUGAUUACUGUGAUGGGAGAGAUGUCUCAGAAACGGAUGCAAUGCUGCAAGACACUCGGAAUCCUGGAGACAGGGACGCCGAUACCCUGCUUGAGGGGAGCAAAAAACUGCCAAAAGAAUCUAGCUUUACUAUGGCCCUCCAAAUACUUGUGCCAUUCCUCCUAGCGGGAUUUGGAACAGUGUCUGCAGGGAUGGUUCUAGACAUUGUACAGCACUGGGAGGUGUUCAAGAAUCUUACGGAAGUGUUCAUCUUGGUUCCUGCAUUGCUUGGCCUUAAAGGAAACCUAGAAAUGACAUUAGCAUCCAGACUCUCGACUGCAGUUAAUGUUGGGAAGAUGGAUUCACCUAUAGAGAAGUGGAACCUUAUUAUUGGGAAUCUGGCCUUAAAACAGGUACAGGCGACAGUAGUUGGGUUUUUGGCUGCUGUUGCAGCAGUUAUAUUGGGCUGGAUUCCAGAGGGCAAAUACCGCCUAGACCAUGCAGUACUUCUCUGCUCCAGCAGCGUGGCCACUGCCUUUAUAGCAUCCCUACUUCAAGGUAUCAUUAUGGUAGGAGUGAUUGUUGGAUCAAAGAAAACGGGAAUAAACCCAGACAAUGUAGCCACACCUAUUGCUGCCAGCUUUGGUGAUCUUAUAACGCUUGCCAUAUUGGCAUGGAUUAGCCAGGGUCUUUACAACUGCAUUGAUUCAUACUCAUUUAUCUCACCUUUGGUCGGUUCUUUUUUCUUGGCACUAACCCCAAUAUGGAUUGUAGUGGCAUCCAAACAUCCGGCUACAAAAACUGUUCUGCACUCUGGCUGGGAGCCAGUCAUUACUGCAAUGCUUAUUAGCAGCGUUGGUGGCCUUAUACUAGACACCACUGUAUCCGACCCGAAUUUGGCUGGGAUCGUUGUCUACACACCAGUAAUAAACGGUAUUGGAGGAAAUUUGGUAGCCAUACAGGCCAGCAGAAUUUCCACUUAUUUGCAUUUACACAGCAUUCCUGGAGAGCUACCCGAUGAAGCAACAGGCUGUUUUCACCCCUGCAGGACCUUUUAUGGAACAGGGGUGAAUAAGAAAUCGGCUCAAGUUCUUCUCUCCCUUGUUAUCCCUGGACACUUGAUUUUUUUAUACACCAUCUAUUUAAUGAAGAGUGGCCACACAUCCCUGACACCUAUCUUUAUAAUGGUUUAUUUAUUGGCAGCUCUUCUACAGGUAUUUUCUCUGCUGUGGAUCGCAGACUGGAUGGUGCAUCAUAUUUGGAGGAAAGGAAAGGAUCCGGACAGUUUUUCCAUUCCUUAUCUCACUGCUUUGGGAGAUCUUUUAGGAACUGCUUUACUUGCCAUCAGUUUCCAUAUCCUUUGGCUUAUCGGGGACAGAGAUGGUGAUGUUGGUGACUAGCAAAUGUAUCUUGGACUUUCAGACUCAUUGUGUGCCUAGAUAAUCAUUCCUGGAACAAAAGACUGGGAAGACCAUGAAAUAGCUUUUAAUUCCAUACAGAAACAACUAGACAAAACAGUCUAUAUUGUUUUAUUAUAGAUGGAAAUUCUUGAAUUUCUACAAAUUUCCAGUAAUCUGUAACUUUAAUAUUGAGAAUCAACCAGGGCCAGGGAGGUGGGAUUGUGUAUUUUGCCAGAUGCACUUUACCUUUUGACGCAUGCAUGUUCCAUGGCUUUAUUAUUCAUUUCCAGAGAGUUUUCGUGGCUCCAGGUAGGUUUUAUUGUGAUACUUAUUUUCUUUUUAAUAAUAAUGGUACGUAUGGUUUUUCUUGUUGCUAACUCUAAAUUUUUCAUUUUUAUGUAAUUUAUUAUAUUACUUCUAUAUUAUCCGCCAAUUAUCGUCAACUUUUGAAGAUGCCAGGUAUUGAUAGAGCGCUGGAGUUCUAAAGAAUAAAGGCUGACAUCAUUUCAUCAAUUGAGCGGUUGCAAGAUUUUAGUUAACUAGCAGUUCACCCACUUCUUUAAAACCCAGUAAAGAUAAUAUAUUUUAAAUUAAUGUGUAUUGUAUACAUAACUUUUUGCAAUGAACGGUUUUCGAUUUCUGUUGAAUAGUUCCUACAGAAGUGCCUCUUGGGCCAACGAGAAUUUUAUUUACAGGUUUGUUAUUGUGCCACUAUUUAGGUGUAAAAUUCAUUACUUGGGAGUCAUAUACAUGUUAGUCAGAUCGUUAUGUAGAAAAGCUUAUUAAUAAUUCAGUAUACCUGUCUCUUUCUAAGGUACUAGUAGUGGGUCUCUCUCAAAAAUAUUUAUGUCUCGGCAUCUGUUUUUUAUAUUUAGGGGAGAUUUAUCAUUUGGGGUGGUUUUGUUGUCAUUUGUGGUGCUAAAUUUAUUUGGUGCAAGUGCAAUGUAUGCCUGUGUUUGUAAAAGUACACCAGGGGGUUGCCUGGCACGGAGAUUCAACUUUUUUGUGACUUUUUAAAAGUCGCACAUUGUAAAUUAGACUUAAUGGCUAUGUACACCUUUUGGUGGCAUUUUUAUUUAUUUUUUUAUUAUUAUUAUUAUUGCAUUGUACUCCUUUUGAGCUAAAAAUCUUUUUUUCAUUUGGUCUUUAUUAAAAAUGAUGAGCCGUUUUCCCUGCACAGCUUUGAGUUUAUCUACUAGAAGUAUCUGUAUUUUCUCUCUGCUCUGUCAGGCAGGGGACUUCCUUAUCUCUGCUCUCGGACCCUAUAAACACUUAUUAAAACUCAAUCCUUAUCUCACUGAUAAGAAUGUGGCUUAAAUAAGGGUUUAUUACCUCUCAGUAGUUUUGAGAUAAGGUUUAUUAGAUGACCGGCACAAAGUGAAAGUACCAUUCACACAGAAGAACGGUUAACCUUUUGUGACAGAACGGUUUAAUAUUUUUAAUAAAGACCAAUUGAAAAAACGACCCUUAGCCCAAAAUGAGUAAAAUGCAAAAACAAAAAUGUCUCGGAAGGUGUACAUAGCCUUUAAAAGUGUUCGAAUCUGAAAGCCUGACCUACUUUUGACUAAACUUCUAAAAGUGGCGAGUAUCGCCAAAUAAUGCAAAAAUAAAAUAUGCACCAGAUUUGCACACGGGCAACUUUUUUACACCACAAAACUGGCGUAGCUGACUUGAUAAAUCACCAUCCCCCCCAUCCUAAACAGUCUAUAGUUUUGUUCUUAAUACGUACCGUUGUACAGUACCAUUAUUGGAGGGAGAAUAAGAAGCCAUAGAGAGUAUUUUAAGGUUAAAAAAAAAAACUUGAUAAACUGAGGACUUACUAUGACUGCCUUGCACCCCCUCCAUAGGAAAUAAGCCACUUUCAAAGUGGCGAUUACAUUUUUAAUAUGAACCAUAUUUUGCAUAUGGGACUUGCAUGGGUAAGAGAACAUUACAAAUAAAAGUGUAUAAGGGGAAAGCAUUGUGCAUUCUUUCUCCAUACUGUAUUGUUUACCUCCUUUAUGUUCUUUUUAACUGAUAUUAAUGCCAUUAUUUGAAAUGAGAAUGUGAUGUGUCAAAUGUUAUCAGUGCGCAACUUUGUCUUCAUCCUUUGCCAACCAGUCUGUUGACUGAACAUUUUAUCAAAAGGAUUAAAACUGCUUAAUAAUGUUCAGAAUACAAUUGUUAUUACUCAGUCGGGCAUUAAACACAUCAAUGCCCGAUUCUGCCAAUAAAGUCUGUGAGAUA
Messenger RNA from Bufo gargarizans (Asiatic toad), 4094 nucleotides. It is a transcript of the gene SLC41A2, whose product is annotated as solute carrier family 41 member 2. Gene Ontology annotation, cellular component: plasma membrane. Gene Ontology annotation, biological process: monoatomic cation transport. The transcript is spliced from 11 exons. Gene Ontology annotation, molecular function: monoatomic cation transmembrane transporter activity. The record is from RefSeq and is a predicted model, not a curated record. The coding region runs from base 183 to 1868 and encodes 561 amino acids. NCBI's taxonomy places the organism in Eukaryota, Metazoa, Chordata, Amphibia, Anura, Bufonidae.